Melampsora larici-populina 98AG31 is the source of this 1356-nucleotide messenger RNA. RefSeq lists its product as uncharacterized. The coding region runs from base 1 to 1356 and encodes 451 amino acids. The record is from RefSeq and is a predicted model, not a curated record. NCBI's taxonomy places the organism in Eukaryota, Fungi, Basidiomycota, Pucciniomycetes, Pucciniales, Melampsoraceae. The transcript has 9 exons.
AUGGAAAAUUUCCUAACGUGGAAAUUCCGCGUGGACCAAAUCGCGCCAGUCGCGCGUUCGCGUGGUUGCAAACACGCCAGGGAAGUGAUUGGACCCGACGACCAAUCAGCACACUCGUUUCUCUUUCAUCUGUUUCGCCUCUUCGUUCAAUCUGAAUCAAAACUCUGCCUUAACCUCACCAUCCUCAUCUUAAAACCUCUUCAUAAUACUCGUUCAUUUCGUCAAAGCCCUCUCAGUCAAAUCAUGUCAUCUCAAACCGGCCGUAUCGAUAACAUCACAGCUCAAAUCGCCUCUCAAAGCAACCGCACGCAACCGUACUCGUUGACCACACCAAGGGGCAACAGAACCCUCCUUGUGGGUCCCAGCGGUUCUGCCAACCGCGCCGAGCAGCGAAGCAUACGAGGUACAGGCUCGCAAACCUCGGUGCGAGGGGGCAAUGACGGUAAUAACGACGGCGAUGUGGCUCACAUCAUGGCUGCGAUUACCAGUCUUUCUGGUAAGGUAGAGAAAGAGAUGCUUGUGAUGUCUGAAACGCUCCGUCAAGAGAUUGAGCACAUGUCGAGCAAGAUCGACGAGGACAUCGGUCAGUUGGCCAGUCAAGUGGACAAGCAAAUUGCUUCGGUGGCAAACAAGCACACCGAGGACUUCAUAACUUUGUCCAACAAGCUGGACCAAGUUAAUGAGUCCGUUGAUGUCAUCUCGACCCAUGGUGGUGGACCUCCUGGUUCUGCUCCUGGCGCGGCGGCUGCAGCGAACGCCCCCGCUGUCGGAACCGGGCCCUGGUCCUACUCGCCUGAGCUGAAAAGUAGGGUGUAUACGGAGGCAUACGCAUCGGUUCCAUUACCAACGAUCGGCGCGUAUACAAAACUUCACAACCCAAAUGGGGAUGUGUUACCCAAUUCAUUGUUUGCAACUAUUAAGCGGGCAAUCAAAGCUAUCCCCGGCAGCUGGGCUAGCGAACAACUGCCUCCAGUCGUUAAUGGUGCCCAGAACGUCGCCGACACCCAAACGUACGCGACCUUAGUUAAGGACGCUGGGAAGCACGCCCGAGAGCGGUUGCAUAAAUUGGUGUUGCUCAACAUCAAAAAUAACCCUGGUAGCACUGUGCCCUGCAUGAAACGUCUUGUGCAUCGUAUCGCUCAAGAUUGUGGAACAACGGCUGAUGGCCUAGAUGAGGAAGCCUAUUGGAUCAAAUGCACCGUUCAACACCGCCUCCGUAUCGCAUACCUUCGACGAGAAGCCCUACGCAUCUUUCAAGAGCGUCGUCGAGGCGGAGCCGGAGGCAAUAUCUGGGCGCGAGUGGACCAACACCUUCACCAUUUGGCUGUUCAAGGUGCCUUAUAUAGUUCUGCGUAG